UGGAUAGUGAUGUGUUUUAAGGAGGUGGCUCCGUGUUCCGCUGAGGUUGAGAGCGCUCAAAUGCACUUGGCGUUUUAACCAGCGUCUCAAUGCGGAGGCUGCAGGAACAUCCUAAUGGCAACCAGUAAGGGAGAAUACGAUAACCAGACGACCACGGCGCGUUCGCGGAUGUGUUUAGCUCAGAAUUACCUUUAGCAGCAAGGUUACCAAAAAAGAAAAUACUGGAUUAUUUUACGAAGAAGAUAUGAUUACAAUGUCUCCGCAAUGUGGGAUUUCCUUUUUUUGCAUCUAUGGAGCGAUGUACAUCGUACAUUCCAGCAACCCUCUCCUACGAAUAGGAGACGCCUUGUCAAAUGGGAAGACUGGUCGGGACACAAACAGAUUUUUCGGAAAGGAAAUUACCAUACCUCUUCGGUUAAUUUACCGCAUGGACAACGACAGUCAAAUCACGCACGACGUACUCAACACCAGGAUAAAAGCAAGUUCCGACUCAAAACAGAGUACUCAUGUUGCUCAAGCAAGCUUCCGAGUGGACGCAUUUGGCGCAACGUUUAUCUUGGAUGUGGAGCUCAAUCAUGACCUCCUGUCUUCAAACUACGUGGAAAGGCACAUUUCAGAAGACGGAAAUGCCAUCACAUCCAAGGGCGGGGAACACUGUUACUACCAGGGCAGGGUGCGAGGGGUGCCAGAGUCCUUUGUGGCUCUUUCCACCUGCCACGGAAUACAUGGGAUGUUCUUUGACGGAAAUCACACGUACAUGAUUGAACCAGGAGGAAACGACAGUGUCAGCGAAGAUGUUUACGUCCACAUGAUAUACAAGUCCAGGGGCAUGGAGGCUGCCACAGAUGACAUCCCUCCUGCUGGUGUUCCAGAAACAGACGUCCCACCCAUCCCCAGCACCACAGGGGCCCAUCGGAGGAGAAAGAGACAGGCAUCCCGAAUACCACGUAGUGUUGAAGAUGAAACCAAGUAUAUAGAACUUAUGGUUAUCAAUGACCACCUGAUGUAUAAGAAACAUCGCCUCUCUGUUGGUCAGACAAAUAAUUAUGCAAAGUCGGUUGUGAACAUGGCUGAUAUAAUUUUCAAAGAGCAACUGAAAACCAGGAUUGUCCUGGUAGCUAUGGAGACUUGGGCAGCUGACAACAGGUUCAAGAUCAAUGAUGACCCCAUGAUCACCUUGCGGGAAUUCAUGAAGUACAGGCGGGACUUCAUCAAGGAGAAGUGUGACUCAGUGCACCUAUUCUCCAGAGGGAGCCGUUUCCACAGCAGUAGGGGAGGAGCUUCUUAUCUUGGAGGAGUCUGUUCACUGACAAAAGGUGGAGGAGUCAAUGAGUAUGGAAAAACAGACGAGAUGGCUAUAACACUCGCGCAGUCAUUGGGACAAAACAUCGGCAUCUUUUCAGACAAGAAGAGGAUCCUCAACGGGGAGUGCAAGUGUGAUGACAGAUGGUCGGGGUGCAUAAUGGAUGAUGUUGGCUUCUACCUGCCCAGGAAGUUUUCAGACUGUAAUGUGGAAGAGUACCACAACUUCCUGAACAGUGGCGGUGGUGCGUGUCUCUUCAAUAAGCCUUUGAAGCUGUUGGACCCUCCAGAAUGUGGCAAUGGAUUCGUGGAGCCGGGGGAGGAUUGUGACUGCGGCAGCCCUGCGGAGUGUCUAAAAGAGGGUGACAACUGCUGUAAGAAGUGCACGCUAACCCAGGGCUCCAAGUGCAGUGAUGGUCUCUGCUGUAAAAACUGCCAGAUGGAGUUCAUGGGGGUGGUAUGCCGAGACGCAGUGAAUGACUGUGACAUCCCUGAGAACUGCACUGGAAACUCCAGCCAGUGCCCACCAAACUUACACAAAAUGGAUGGAUACACUUGCGAAAAAGAUCAGGGUCGUUGCUUCAAUGGAAAGUGCAAAACUAAAGACAGGCAGUGUAAAUACAUAUGGGGUGAAAAAGCAACUUCGGCAGACAAGUUCUGCUAUGAAAAACUGAACAUCGAAGGCACUGAGAAAGGAAACUGUGGAAAAGACAAAGACACUUGGAUUCAGUGCAACAAGCAGGACGUCCACUGCGGCUAUUUGCUCUGUUCCAACAUUUCACCAGCCCCCAGGCUGGGAGACCUGCAAGGGGGGCUCACUUCCUUCUCUGUGGCCCAACACAGUGCUUCUUUGGACUGCAGCGGGGGUCACGUGAUCAUCGAUGGCGACACAGACCUGGGCUACGUAGAAGAUGGCACGGCAUGCGGCACUGAUCGGAUCUGCUUCAACCACAGAUGUCUCCCAGUACAGGAGUUCAACUUCAGCACCUGUCCUGGCACUACCGAUAAGAAGAUCUGCUCUGGCCACGGAGUCUGCAGUAACGAGCUGAAAUGUGUUUGUCACCUGGGUUGGGCCGGGGAAGACUGCAACGCCACCUCACCCCUCAGCUACCUGGUUGUUGGACCAACAGCCAGUCCCUCUGGUGUCAUCAGCACCAAUAUCAUAAUAGGUGCCAUUGCCGGCACCAUUCUAGUCCUGGCUCUCAUUUUAGGGAUCACUGCCUGGGGCUACAAGAGCUACAGGCAGCGGAGGUACGUAGAAUCGGAGGUCCACAGAAGAUUCUGUCGGCAAAUGCCGCCGGGGGACUAUGCGAAGAAGCCGGGGGAUGGCGACUCCUUCUACAGCGAUAUGCCCCCUGGCGUCAGCAGCAACUCAGCCAGCAGCUCCAAGAAGAGGUCCAAUGGCCUGUCCCAUUCCUGGAGUGAAAGAAUUCCGGAUGCCAAACACAUCUCUGACAUCUGUGAAAACGGACGACCAAGGAGUAACUCCUGGCAAGGAAACCUGGGAGGCAACCGCAAGAAGCUGAAAGGGAAGAAAUUCCGCCCACGCUCCAACUCUACAGAGACACUUUCGCCAGCUAAGUCCCCCACCUCCUCCACUGGAUCCAUCGCCUCCAGUCGGAGGUACCCUUACCCGAUGCCCCCACUUCCUGAUGAGGAGAGGAAAGCCAAUCGGCAAAGCGCUAGGCUAUGGGAAACAUCAAUAUAAAGCCCUUAUUUACUCUGCAAAACUACAUAAGAACUACAUUUUCGUCUGCUUUUAUAUGAAUGAAAAACACAAGGAAACAAAACAGGAAAACAAAACUAAAAGGAGGGUGUGUAUGUGAGGACCUCCCCAAUCAAGCCAGUCACCAGGGGGCGCUGCAGUGCUUGCCCGACUCACCCUGGCCAUCAAGGAGUACAAUUUCACCGCCAGACCAUCUGCUGGCUCAUCCUGCGCUUAGGGAACAUGGCAGUUGUGCAGAAGGGGUUGGGGGGUGCUCUUCUCUCCCAGCUCUGCUAUUGCCCUUUGAUGCCUGCCCCCCCCUCCCCCCUUCCUCCAGGUCCAUCCCUGUCCAGUGUGAACAAUCUCUUCGAUUGGUGCUCUAUCCGAUGCAAUUCGAACAGGUCACUAUAAGCAGGAUUUAUUUAACAUUUUGAAGCACGCGAUCACUGUAGAAAUAAAACACUGUAUGCAUGAGAAAAGAAACCCUCUGUUUAUUGAUUCCUUGUAGUGUUUUAAAGCAAACACAGUUAGGGACAGCAUGUGGAAGACGGCGAUUAUGUAGGCCCUUGACAUUUUUUUUCUAUUUAGGCUUCUUGAGGAUCAGCGAUUGUCAUUCACAUCAUAGCUAGCUGUGAAUCAUAUACACAUUCCAGUCGUGUUUUCGUCUGGGUUUCUCGGAAUGGGUUUGUAAAUAUGUAUAGGUCAAAACCACAGUCAAGAUGUAGUGUUUCUUAUAAGACCUCUUAGAAUGGAGAAAGUUGAAGAUGUUUGUCUAUACUGCCUCCCCUUUAAUGGUAUUAUAAUUAUAGCUCACUCAGAUGAAACAGUCCAGUAAGGAAAGUCUUGUUCUUGGAUAGUAUCCCCCACUACUAUAAACUGUCUGCAUUCUUUACCCGUUACUGAACAACAUCAAAGAAGCCUCCACAGGAAAUUCUUCCUCUGAAUUUCAUACCCACUGAUGUUUGCCAAAGUUUCAAUCAGAUUUAGACUGCAGACUGGUAAUGCAGGUCAAGGAUAUUCGUAUUCCUAGUAACAUUAGCAGAACAGCGAGUUUAAUUUGCUUGAUUUUACCCUGUGUGGACAAGUAGAUAUAAACACAGCAAAAGCCACAGGUGGAGUUGGCAACUCAGUGAAUAAUUUCAGAAGACUUCCUUGUGACAGUUACCUCUGACUGAAUUCUGAUUGUAUAGACCAGGUUCUCAAACUCUGUAUGCUGGUUUUUGUGACUUAUUUGAGACUCUCUUUCUCAAUUAAGGUUGUUGAACACGUGUUUACAUUGUCAUAUUUUCUUCAUUAACCUUAUUAAUACAAUGCAGGCUUAUAAUUUGCUUUGUCUUUCAAUUCUUAAUUAUCUUGCACCAAUGAGGAACCUAAUGAUUCACCUGUCUCCAAUGUUGUUUAUUUUACCCCUUUUCGUGUAAUCAUUUGCUUCAUAGCAUAAUGUGAAUAAGGGGCUUUUAUUCUUCAUGGCAUGUAUAGCUAUUUCUGGCAAUGUGGCUUAAGAGGGUAAAUAAUCAUCCCUCUAAACAUGAAAAGCAACUUACACAGAUCCAGCAUACACAGAGGCCCAAGACGGAGUCUGAGAAACACUGCAUAGUAUAGACCUUUUCGGUUUUUUGACGAGAAGUAUAGACUUUUUCCCCCAAUGUGCUUUUAUUCUUUGUUUAACAACCAUUUUAAGGGGAUAGUUUACCCUCGUGACAUUUCUGAUGAGAAUGAUGUAAAGUAGUCCUGUUACCCCCAUCAUCAGCCAGCGCGCUCCUGGACCAGGAGAGUAGGCUCCAGCUGACACCUUCAAUUUGACUUUCAUUCUGAUGAUUGGAACAUCUAAAGUCAGGAAUCCGCCUGAAUGUAAAGGUCACAACGGGGGUGAAAUGUGAAAAACCUGUACAGUUCCUCCAAAUAACUGACGAGGCAAAGCUUUCACAGAAAUAUUUUGAUAAAAGCAACAUUUCAUACAAGCAUUUUUUGAUUUAUAUAUAUUUGUCAUGUAAAAUGUUUUUUAAAAAGAUUGCUGUACUUUUUUUAAUUGCCGACGAGUACACCGUGAAGUGUCACAAUCUGUUUCUUUUUUGUCGUUCUUAAGGUUUGUGUUGUGGACUGUACUUGAGUUGAUGUAUCCAGCGCAGAAAUUCACGAUUGCAUUGGAAGUUGAAUUUCCUAAAAAUCCAUUUUUGUUCAUUGAAAUUUAUCAUAUUUUGUGUGCCCUAAGCCAUUUAGAAAAUUGACCUCUUCUUCCCCAAGGUCCAGCUACACCAGUUCAACAUAAGACUUGUCAGUCCUCUACCCAACUUAGAAACUAGAUUUUGUGGACAAAUAAAAACAUAAAUGUAAGACAGAAUUGCAGUCAGAAUUCUGAAUAAUGUUCACCUGGAGUUUUAUUUAAAUGUUCCUGAAGACAUUAUCUUACUGUCAUGUGUAGAUACUUUCCAUCCAUGUAUUAGGCCUGCUGUCUGUCAUUUACUGAAUAUGCUUUUGUUUUAACGUGGGCACUGAUAAUGAACUUACUACUGUAUGCAAUAGUAUUGUACUCAAUAUUAAGAUCACUACAAUAUUGGAUUCAUAUUACUAUGAGUAUUAGUGUUUUUUUCUUUCACUUACAGUACCAACUACAACUUCCCAGGUUAUUUUUCUCUUUAAUAGUACUAUACAGCCAUAUCUCCACCAGAGGCACGCACUCAUCAUUGUAUGCAAAUUGAGAAGUAUACCGAAAGUAUGUGUGCUUGAACGGUGAAAGUUUUGUGAGCAUGCGUGCAUACGGCUUUUCUGGAGAAAAAUCACUGUGGUUCUCAGCAAUUCCAUCUACUGAACUUUCACUUCGCUACUCAUUAGCCACGUUUUAAUGAUUUCAGAUGAAGUUGGUGUGUAAUCAUGCCCGAUGUCAGCUUUUGAACAGGCAGGAAAAAGGGAGAAAAAAGCAGCAGUCGUGGCAGAUUUGUUUCAAGCAAUAGAAUAUACUGCAUGUUUUGCCUUGUUUUCCUACAUCCAACGGUUCUUUAAUAAACUUCAGAUUUACACAAAUGCUGAGGUGGUAACAAGAACAGACAGAGCAUUUUCUUUGGUGUUGACGUGUAGCUUGUGUUCAGGCCCCCAUGCGGUCUUUUAUGAUUUUGUCCAUGGGAGUCAUGUGGGCCCCCUGGACCAAUAGGAAUAGCGUGCAUUGUGCGCAAGAGGAAUAGUCUUGUCCUUAAUGUCUGUUGAGGCUUUCUGAAAUCUUCCAACCGUUGUUAUUGCCUCAUUGCUGGCACUCUGUUCUCUUUGGAUGAUCCCUGAAGGGAUACCGUUAACAUGUUACUUUUGCUGUCUGUAUCUGCAAACCUGGCCGAUUACGUUAAGCGACUGCCCUGAGGAAAUGCUUCAUCCCAGCAAAGGCAAGAGGACUGGUCCGUUUCUCUUGAAUGUAUUUUACGCAAUUCAGACCAGAAUUCUACAACCCUGCUCAACUAGAGGCAUCAGGACACUGUGUUUUUAACCUGUUAAUGUCUGCUGCCCCGCAUUGCCAACUCCUGAUAUAUAAAUCUAUAUACUUCAUUCUUUUUUUUUUCCCCUGUAUGCUGUACAUAGACUGACAAUGCAAAAAAAUCAAUGCCCAUAUUUUUUUUUCUUACAAUAUCAUUCAGUAUUGUAAUAUAUUUAAUAUAAAAUAAAACUUUCAUCAAAA
Messenger RNA from Conger conger (European conger), 6668 nucleotides. RefSeq names its product ADAM metallopeptidase domain 22 (gene adam22). The record is from RefSeq and is a predicted model, not a curated record. Lineage: Eukaryota; Metazoa; Chordata; Actinopteri; Anguilliformes; Congridae. Gene Ontology annotation, molecular function: metalloendopeptidase activity. Gene Ontology annotation, biological process: proteolysis. The transcript is spliced from 31 exons. Gene Ontology annotation, cellular component: postsynaptic density membrane. The coding region runs from base 245 to 3010 and encodes 921 amino acids.